This is a messenger RNA of Xyrauchen texanus (razorback sucker), 1780 nucleotides long. Its product is annotated as 3'-5' exoribonuclease 1-like. The transcript is spliced from 7 exons. The record is from RefSeq and is a predicted model, not a curated record. Gene Ontology annotation, biological process: exonucleolytic trimming to generate mature 3'-end of 5.8S rRNA from tricistronic rRNA transcript (SSU-rRNA, 5.8S rRNA, LSU-rRNA). Gene Ontology annotation, molecular function: nucleic acid binding; 3'-5'-RNA exonuclease activity. NCBI's taxonomy places the organism in Eukaryota, Metazoa, Chordata, Actinopteri, Cypriniformes, Catostomidae. Gene Ontology annotation, cellular component: nucleolus; cytoplasm. The coding region runs from base 217 to 1224 and encodes 335 amino acids.
GUCAGUUGCUUGGCGCACAUUUAACAAAUUGUAUCUAACCAGAAGUUGAUGAUUUUGCUAAUUAUAUAUCAUAUCUAUACAAAAUAAACUUGAGAGUUUGAGACAAGCGUUUAGGUUCCCCAUACUCGCUAGGACGAAUUUAGCUUAAAAGAGAUAUAUUUUAAUCGCGCGAAAAACACAAACUAGCGUUUCUGAAAUGAGCUAGACUGUCAAAACAUGGAGCCUCAGAAAGAGAUCAGUCAACCUGCAAAUAAAAUCGCAACGCCUGGGAAAGAUCAAGAGGAACGAUGCUGCUCUAAUACCUGUGAUAAAAAUGAGGAGCAGGAACCUUUGUCCCCAAAUCAGGGAGAUUUCAGUGAUCCAGUAUAUAAGGAGAUCGCACUGGCGAACGGCACCAUUAACCGAAUGAACAGAGAAGAGCUGCGUGCGAAAUGUGCUGAACUGAAACUUGAUACACGAGGUGUUAUGGAUGUGCUGAAGAAGCGCCUCAAAAGCUACUACAAAAGGCAAAAACUGCAUUCAGCUGCUGCAGGUGGUAACAGUGAUGUAUACUAUGACUACAUCUGUGUGGUAGAUUUCGAGGCAACGUGUGAGGAAAAUAACCCACCUGACUACCUUCAUGAAAUCAUCGAGUUCCCCAUGGUUUUGAUUGACACACACACUUUGGAGAUUGUAGACUCAUUUCAGGAGUAUGUGAAGCCAGAAGUGAACCUGCAACUCUCAGAUUUUUGUGUAAAACUUACCGGGAUCACGCAGAUAAUGGUGGAUGAGGCAGAUACAUUCCAUGCAGUUCUAAAACGAGCAGUUUCUUGGCUACAGAAGAAAGAACUUGGCACAAAGUACAGCUAUAUGUUUUUGACAGAUGGGUCAUGGGACAUGGGAAAGUUUCUUUAUACUCAAUGUCGAUUGAGUCGCAUCAGAUACCCAAAGUUCGCCGGAAAGUGGAUCAAUAUCAGAAAGUCUUAUGCAAACUUUUAUAAGGUUCCCCGUACUCAGACUAAACUAAUCUGCAUGCUGGAGAAUCUCGGGAUGCACUACGAAGGGCGUCCCCACUGUGGUUUAGAUGACUCCCGCAACAUUGGUAGAAUUGCUAUCCACAUGCUAAAGGACGGCUGUCAGCUGCAGGUAAACGAGUGCUUGCAUUUAGGGGAACCACGGAGCGUGCCCAUCUCUGCUCCCAUUGAAGGAGCACCAGCACCUCAAAAUCCCAGGAGCAGAGAUUAAAAAAGACACUCUUUUUACAAAAAUAACAUGUUAUUUCUUUGAUGUGAACAAACAGAUGUUGAUGUUGAAUUGAAACAGAGGGCAUUGGUCAGCCACAGUGAUCACAUUUAAGGGAAGAACUUUGUGUACACCAGAUAAUUUGGGUAAACUUUAAACUUUGUUCUGGAAAAAUUGCUCCGUUAAUGUGUACUCUUUUAAUUUGUGAUAUAACCUUUGAUGCAGUCAUUCACAUUAAAGUGGAUCAGGGUUCAAGAUCAGUAUGGUGAUUCUGUGCUUUCACCCUUACAGCCAAUUGAGUUUAUGUACUGUAUUCUGAAACCUGCUACUGAGGAAUUUGCAAACUGAAAUAGCACAAAGGUUGCUAACCAAACUAAUUGCCUUUUGUAGUAACAGUCAUUAUUUCAAGCCUAACUGCUGGAUGAUUAAUAAUUGCACUUUGCUUUUUUCAUCCAUGUUGCACAUUCUCACAUUCUUGCCUCAAAACAAGAAAUGUAAUCCUCUAUACAACUGAAAUGAUACAUUUGUAUACAAUUAUUUUGCCAAUAAAUUAUGAUGU